Messenger RNA from Melampsora larici-populina 98AG31, 1826 nucleotides. RefSeq lists its product as uncharacterized. Lineage: Eukaryota; Fungi; Basidiomycota; Pucciniomycetes; Pucciniales; Melampsoraceae. The record is from RefSeq and is a predicted model, not a curated record. The transcript is spliced from 3 exons. The coding region runs from base 1 to 1632 and encodes 543 amino acids. Gene Ontology annotation, cellular component: mitochondrial outer membrane.
AUGUCAUUUGCUGAAGUGAAGGUCAAGAAACUAUCAUACGAAUUAGAAUCUCAACUGAUCAACCAUCACCAGUCAUCAGAUAUCGAUAUCAACCAAAAUACUCACAUUCAACAACUCACUCUCAACACUUUCUCAACAAUCAUACAUACUCUUGUUCAUCAAAGCUUCAGUCUAUCAGAACAUAUCGAAUAUUGGUCAUCAGUCGAGCAAGAUCCUCAUCAAGCGACUUAUUACUUCUUGCAAACCUUACCGAAUCGAAUUUAUGAUCUAUCUCGUCAAAUCUUUAUCACGUCAACAAGGGCAACAGGAGAAACAAGACCGACCUUUCUGAAUGGAUUAUCACAAGUAGUAUCAAGACCUCAUGUCUUCCUAUCGAACUUAUUUCCUCAACUCCAUUCAACUAACUCUAGCGAACGGCCUGACUUUCUCUCGAAGCUUUCUCCAAUCUUUCUGAUCAAGCAUGAAUCGAAAAAGAAAAGGAAGCAACUUGAAUCUAUUCGAACCGAGCUGGCUGAACGAAUUGGAUACCUCCUUUCAUCGUUUGAUAAGCUUGAACGUCAAUUAGAAGUAGGCCCUCUCGAUGCCCAAGAAGCAGACAUCAACACUCACUUCAACAUCUUAGUUGAAGAUAUGAAAUGUACUCUGAUCCCUCUUGAUCUGCAACCAGACUCAUCUGAUGAGGAACAAAUCGACGAAUCACUGAGCCAGCUUUUGACGAAAACUUUACCUUUGCAACAAGCGCGUCUACAAGAUCGGAUCAUUGACAUAUUGCCACCCAAUUUCAUAACCCGGAACUGGCCCAUCUUGAUCAGUAUACCGAUUGCAUCGUACACGCUCACCAAAUUAGCUUACUCAUAUCGUCAAAAGAUUUAUGAUAGUCUGAUUAAUGCUCGAGAAACAUUCUAUGGUUUCAUUACAGGCUGGGUAUUGAGACCGAUCGAGGACAUACUCCAGACCUUGAAAGCCGGUGAUCGAGGCACUUUAGCCAUCAUCAGUGAUGAUAGCCUUCAAUCUGAAUUUGCUUCGUUAGAAAGGAUGACCUCGGACUUUGGUCGGGAGAAGUUUGGCUGGGAUGAUCAACAGGUCCAAGAAAUGACUCAACAUGUGAGGGAAGGUAACUUGACGGAGGUCUUGAAAGUUUGGGAACAUGAGAUCAAGCUACUUUCCUUUGUUCCCAGCUACUCAAUGAUAUCCUCUCGGGUGUGGCUUUCAAAGACUCCCAUCCGAUCAGCUGUAGCCGGAUCAUUGAUCCGGGUACUUCUUAUUCAAAUUCAAAAAGUCAAGGUCGAUCUUGCUAUAGCAAUGGAAGGCAUUCAGUCGAUUCUUCGGUCCCAAUCUCUUACAUUUGGUGCUAUUGGUGUUGCACCAUCAAUGCUAAUCUGCUUCAUGAUCACUAAAUUUCUUUCUUCAAUCAUUCAAAAACGAACUGGAGUGGUUGGGAAAAGUACAAAAGCAGUACGGAGAGACGUUCGGUUGGCAAUGAGGUCAAAGAUCAGUUUUUUACCUGUCUCUAGAUGUAGUAUACUUAUAUCAUUUGAUAUCGAUACAGACGAAUCGAGAGAUACCUCACAUUACUCACCACCGAAUCCGAUCAUCCAGCAGUCAAGAGCUCUCAUACGAACCCAAAUCUAACCAUUGGUAUCAUCUUUCUUGAUCUACAUAUCCUUAGAAGUUUUGCAUCUACCAAUCAACAUUUUCCUAAUAGAAGUUCAUCAAUGAGAAUAGAGUAUUUGAAUGAGCUUGAAGAUCUUGAAGACUUUAAGAUAUCUUGGACCGUUAAAAGAAAAUUGAUCAAGCGGUUUGUUGUUAGGUGGGGAUCUUUGGUU